Nematolebias whitei (Rio pearlfish) is the source of this 490-nucleotide messenger RNA. It is a transcript of the gene phactr3b, whose product is annotated as phosphatase and actin regulator 3b. The transcript is spliced from 4 exons. Gene Ontology annotation, biological process: actin cytoskeleton organization. Gene Ontology annotation, molecular function: actin binding. Lineage: Eukaryota; Metazoa; Chordata; Actinopteri; Cyprinodontiformes; Rivulidae. The record is from RefSeq and is a predicted model, not a curated record. The coding region runs from base 110 to 490 and encodes 126 amino acids.
AAGCCGUGUUUCGGACCCGGUGCGGCGCACGGUGUUUGCCUGUUGAAGGCAGGGGUCUCUGCGGCCGCACGCGCACCUGGAGCGCCCGAGACACCGUGAGGCACACAGGAUGGUCCAGAACGUGAUCUUUGUGUUUUUCCGCAGGAGACUGAGCCAGAGGCCGGCGGUGGAGGAGCUGGAGAGUCGGAACAUAUUGAAGCAGAGAAAUGACCAGAGUGAACAGGAGGAGAGGAGGGAAAUCAAGCAGCGACUGAACAGAAAGCUCAACCAGCGGCCGACAGUGGACGAGCUGCGGGAGAGAAAGAUCCUGAUCCGGUUCAGUGACUAUGUGGAGGUGGCUAAAGCUCAAGACUAUGACAGACGUGCAGACAAGCCGUGGACCAGACUGUCAGCUGCUGACAAGGCGGCCAUCAGGAAGGAGCUGAACGAGUUCAAAAGCAACGAGAUGGAGGUUCAUUCUUCCAGCAAGCAUCUGACAAGGUUGCCAUGA